Molecule: messenger RNA, 1372 nt
Organism: Elaeis guineensis (African oil palm)
Lineage: Eukaryota; Viridiplantae; Streptophyta; Magnoliopsida; Arecales; Arecaceae
Source: RefSeq, a predicted model, not a curated record
AAUAAAAUAGAAUAAUAAUUUAUAGGUCCCUGUAGGGAGUAAUCUCUUUUUAAUUUCCAUCCCAUCUCUUUGCAGUCUGUGCUGCAAGUGAGAAGAAAAGAUAACUCACCCUCGGCUCACUCGUCCUCCGGGCGCCAUCUCAUUUCUUCUUCUAAUCGAUCUUCGACCUCUCUUCGGGUAGAACGGAAGAAAGAAGCCAUGUCUUCUCCCAGCAAGCGCCGUGAAAUGGACUUGAUGAAACUGAUGAUGAGUGAUUACAAGGUGGAGAUGAUAAACGAUGGGAUGCAGGAGUUCUAUGUUGAUUUCCAUGGACCCAAAGAAAUUACCUUGGAAGCUGGAAGAGGGAUGCAUCAAUCUCUGCCCCUUCUCACUAAUUUUCGGGAUUUUGACACUUGAAUUGACCUUGAAAUCCACCUUGCAGUCGGGAAGUUUCCAUGAUCUCUUCUUUUGUUCCUCUUUAUAUAGUGAUGCAGAACUUUGAUAGUAUUGAUGAUUUUAUGAAUUCUCAGUGAUGGGUGUCGUGUCAGUGCUUGUUUAGUUUCAAUUAGAGACUAGUUCCUGCUUUUCAUGUAUGGAUGUUUUGACAGGUCUCUAUCAAGGGGGUGUGUGGAAGAUCAGGGUGGAAUUGCCCGAUGCUUACCCUUACAAGUCUCCUUCCAUUGGAUUUGCCAAUAAGAUCUAUCAUCCAAAUGUAGAUGAAAUGUCUGGUUCUGUUUGCUUGGAUGUCAUUAACCAGACAUGGAGCCCCAUGUUUGAUCUUGUAAAUGUUUUCGAAGUUUUUCUUCCACAGCUUCUUUUGUACCCCAAUCCAUCUGAUCCACUAAAUGGAGAAGCUGCUGCACUGAUGAUGCGUGAUCGACCUGCUUAUGAACAAAAAGUAAAAGAAUAUUGCGAGAAAUAUGCAAAGCCCGAGGAUGCUGGAGCUCCUCCAGAAGAAGAUUCAAGUGAUGGAGAGCUGAGUGAAGAUGAGUAUGGUUCCAGUGAUGAGGAUGCAGUUCCUGGGAAUCCAGAUCCUUAAGCUGACAUAUCCCAUCUGAUACCCUACUUCCUGUUUGUAUCAGUUUCCUGUGUUAUUGUGUAGAUAAAUGUAUUUUGUGAUCAUGCUGUUUUAAAAUGGCUUGGUGAUCAAACUUCGAUUGGGCAUACAUGAACUGGGAUUAUGGAUCAGUUAUGUAACAUGUGCACAUAUGUCCAUGCAUGCAGUUUAACAUGCCCAUGGAUACUAUCUCUCUCUCAAAAAAAAAGAAAAGAAAGAAAAAAAAAAAAGAGUGAGGAAAGAAGGAGAAGUAUUCUAAGUUGGACUGAAAUCUGAGCGCAUAUUUGACUAUAGUGAAAAGAUACUAAAAGCUCCAGCAUGACAAGGUUUGAGUUU